Molecule: messenger RNA, 444 nt
Organism: Saprolegnia parasitica CBS 223.65
Lineage: Eukaryota; Oomycota; Saprolegniomycetes; Saprolegniales; Saprolegniaceae
Exons: 3
Coding region: 4-420 (138 amino acids)
Source: RefSeq, a predicted model, not a curated record
GACAUGAUGCGCACGGGUCUCCUGCAGCAAUUGGAAGGCCGCUUUCGCCGCAAGACGAGCCUGGAUACCGCCACCAUCGACCACACUACAACGCGGGCAUUCAACGACGCCGCCGCACUCAACAAUGAUGUUGGCGUCGAAGGUGGUGUCCUUGGCCUUCUACGAUCCACGCCCACGGGCCAUGGCGUGUGUCGGAAGCGGCGGCGGGAGGGCGACGCGGCGGAUGUCGCUGCCCGUCGGCCGGCGACGCAUGUUGUGGCUGCGUUCACGACGCCAAGUAUGGGUAUCGGUAUCUACUGCAGCGACGACAGCGCGCCUCGGGCGCAAAUUGUCCGCAGUACGGAGAAGGACAUCCUUGUUGUCCAGGUGUUGCCUUGCGGUGCCAAGGACCAGACGACAAACACCUUGGACGUAAAAUAGAGAGAAAUGACAAAAUAUCCAGUG